Messenger RNA from Owenia fusiformis, 1137 nucleotides. Lineage: Eukaryota; Metazoa; Annelida; Polychaeta; Sabellida; Oweniidae. The record is from the annotation of a GenBank genome assembly.
AAGCAUUCUUCGGGCAUACGUAUCACCAAGCCAGGCAAGCCAAGGAUUUAUUAUACUGGUUAACUCAAAGGUGGACUUAAAGAAAGGACUGAUCUUUAUGAUUUGCAGUAGCACCAUCACAGCAGGGAUCUUUCUUGUGAUUGGUCUUACACGAGUGGGAUACAUCAUCCAAGUGCUAUUUCUUAUUACUAAUCAAGAACUUGAAGAAAUUCAGAUUGGCAUAGCAUCCCUCUGUUUGCUGUCCGUGAUCCUAAAUACUGGAUCUGCAAUCCAUGGAUUAUUAUUAAUGAAAAAACACACCACUUUCUGUCUCCUCGCUGAGUUGUUGAGGUUCAUUGCAAAAUUAGGGUGUAUUUUCUCUCUCAUGGCUACACCCUUAAUAACUAGAAGACCAAUCUUGAUACCUGUAAUAUCAGCAUAUGUGUCAGCAUUGGUUUACCUUCUCUUUAGCUAUAUAGGAUAUAAAAUAUUCUUGAUCAAUGAGCUACCAGAUGAAAGCACAAAGAAACUGACAUACCACAACAUGAUUAAAGUAACACUACCCCUAGGACUACAAGAAUUGAUCGAAAGAUGUGAAACUAUUAUUCUCAGCUUUACAGUUGCACAACUAACUCCAUCUAUAUCUAUGCGAAGUAUGGCACUGGCGAACAUUCAUGUCCUCCACGCAGCAUUUUAUUCAUUGCGAAGGACAUUAGUCAGUAUCGCAACAAUGGUAUCCGCAUACCUUGCAUCUGGGAGUAACUCAUCAUUACAUUUUGACCAUGAACUAGUUAUCUGCACCUCUAUUAUUGCAAUUGUUUCAUUUUUGAUUUCAAUUUCAAUAUGUUGGAUAACUCCCAUUACAAGGGUUAUAUUCUUAUAUUUAUUUCACAUUUCCGAAGAAAAUUUCAUUGCAGUAUACUAUCCCUUUAAGUUGUAUACAUUCUGGCCAAUUAUACAAACAUUUGCUUUGUUUUCCCUUGGAAUUUUACUGCAUAAGAAAGACACUAAGAUGUCAAUAGUGAGUUCCGCUUGCCAAGUCAUUAUAAUGGGUUGCCUACCAUUUGCUUUAGAUCAUCUUGGAUUUAAUGUUUUACUGUCUUCAGUGAUGGCUUUGUUUACUGCUCAAUCAUCUACUGCUAGCAUACUUUUCUCAUA